ACCCUCUGUUUCUUUUCCAUUUCCUUUACCAAAUGGCCACAUUCCUUCCCUCCCACUACUACUCCUUCUUCCUCUUCUUCUUCUUGUUCUUCCUCAUCGGAACCUCCGCCGUCGACGGCGCGUACUGGUGCGUGGCCCGCAGCGACGCGACCUACGAGUCUCUCCAAGCCGCCAUCGACUACGCCUGCGCCACCGGCGCUGACUGUACUCCGAUUCUGUUGAACGGACUCUGUUUCCUCCCUAACACCAUCCAGGCCCACGCCUCCUACGCCUUCAACAGCUUCUUCCAGCGCAAGGCUAUGGCUCCCGGGUCCUGUGACUUUGGAGGCUCCGCCACCAUCGCCCAGAGUGACCCAAGUUAUGGAUCUUGUGUUUAUCCAUCUUCUCUCAGUUCUGCAGGAGGAGCAAUCACGCCGAGCCCUCCAGCAAACACAAGCCCGACAAUAACAGUUCCUGGUACAGCUACGCCAAGCUUCAACAAUGGUGGUACCGGUGACACGAAUGGCGUAAAUCCCGUAUACAACCCGACAUCAACCUCAAAUCCAACCAACUCUGAAGCAUCUUCGAGUUUUACGACCCCAAAACUCGUAAUUUUAAUUUUGUUUUCAAUUGCCAUCUCACUCCCUUUACAAACAAUGUAGGAGGGGGUGCCAUAGCUGGGGUGUGAAUGUGCAGAGGGUUUAUUCAGUUUUGUUAGAAAUGAUGAGGCUUCCAAAGGUUUGGUCAAAUGUAGCUUUUGUUUGGAUGUUUUAAACUUUUAUUAUCCUUUGGGUGGAAACUAAAUGACAUAGGUAAACUCAGCAGGUAGGCUUAGUUAAGGGUUCCCACUUUCUUUAGGGGAUUUACUCAUUCAAUUCAAUGGUUUAAUUUGAUUCUUGUACUUGGCUAUGUACAUGACUAACUUUUAGUAGAAGGUUCAACUAUUGAAUUUUAUUUCUUCAUUA
Messenger RNA from Cucumis melo (muskmelon), 944 nucleotides. Its product is annotated as PLASMODESMATA CALLOSE-BINDING PROTEIN 3. Lineage: Eukaryota; Viridiplantae; Streptophyta; Magnoliopsida; Cucurbitales; Cucurbitaceae. Bases 33 to 641 code for a protein of 202 amino acids. The record is from RefSeq and is a predicted model, not a curated record. The transcript is spliced from 3 exons.